AUGGCUGAAGACCAAACGUUCGACUCCCUCCUCGACCUCCUUCGCCGUCUUCCUCCUACAAAGGUUGAGGACAACGUCAAUGUCUUGUGCGACCUCGCCCCAGAAUACGCCGACGACCUUCUGGGCAAUGUUGAUCAACCCCUGAAAGUACUCAGUGAUGAUGGUGAAGGACGAGAAUUCUUGGGCUGUGACUAUAACCGUGACGGAGAUUCUUUCCGCUCUCCUUGGUCUAACAAGUACCUUCCCGUUGAUACGCAAGGGCCAGUUCCUUCUCCCAGACUACGCCAGCUCGAAGUCGCUCUGAACUCUGCCUUUGACACUUACCGCGAGAUGUACUUUGAAGGAGGCGUGUCUAGCGUCUAUCUCUGGGAUCUGGACGAUGAGCCUCAGGGGAAGGAGAUGGCGUUUGCUGGUGUUGUCCUUGUCAAGAAGACCCUCUCACCCCAGGCCAAUGUACCCACAGCCCCUUCAGGCUCGUGGGACUCUCUCCACGUCUUUGAAUGCCAGGAGAGAGGGCGCUCCGCCAAGUACAAGCUUACCAGUACGGUCAUGCUCCUCAUGGACACCAAAACGCUGGCCAAAGCCGAGGAGAAGGGAUUGGAGAAUGCCGAGGGCAAGGGCAAUGUGGCGCUCAGUGGUAGCAUGACUAGACAGGCGGAGAUUGAUUACCCUCUUCCCACACCCCAAUCUCAUGUCGCCAACGUUGGUCGUAUGGUCGAAGACAUGGAGCUCAAAAUGCGCAAUCUUCUGUCUGCCGUCUACUUUGGCAAGACCAAAGAUGUCGUCAACGAGCUCCGGAGCCAAGCUGGGCUCGAUGCCAAGUCAAAAGAAGAUCUUUUGAGGGCUGAGUUGGCGGGCAAGUUGGGAGGCAGGAAGUGA
Cryptococcus wingfieldii CBS 7118 is the source of this 879-nucleotide messenger RNA. RefSeq names its product capping protein (actin filament) muscle Z-line, beta. Gene Ontology annotation, molecular function: actin filament binding. The coding region runs from base 1 to 879 and encodes 292 amino acids. Gene Ontology annotation, cellular component: F-actin capping protein complex; cytoplasm. The transcript has 5 exons. Gene Ontology annotation, biological process: cell morphogenesis; actin cytoskeleton organization; barbed-end actin filament capping. NCBI's taxonomy places the organism in Eukaryota, Fungi, Basidiomycota, Tremellomycetes, Tremellales, Cryptococcaceae. The record is from RefSeq and is a predicted model, not a curated record.